Molecule: messenger RNA, 1902 nt
Organism: Pseudomassariella vexata
Lineage: Eukaryota; Fungi; Ascomycota; Sordariomycetes; Amphisphaeriales; Pseudomassariaceae
Product: alanine-glyoxylate aminotransferase
Exons: 3
Coding region: 417-1718 (433 amino acids)
Cellular component (GO): peroxisome
Molecular function (GO): L-alanine:glyoxylate transaminase activity; L-serine:pyruvate transaminase activity
Source: RefSeq, a predicted model, not a curated record
GGAGACUUUUCCACUCAAUGACAAAACUCUCAAUUUUACAAUCAACCGACAGUUACCAGUACGGCCUCGGUCUCCAAUGCAAACCUCGCACUGCAGCACCAGACUUAUGCUGAGGAUAUUCAAUUGCAUAAAUACCUUACCUCGUGACAAAUAGUCUCAAGUCUCAAGAGCUCUGUUUAUGACGGCGGAAUUCCUUCGGAAUUUCGUCAUGAUUCUUGUUAGACAACAAAACGUUUAAGCUGACCUAACCUUAUCACAAUACCAAGAUCUCAAUUGGUCGCCAACCAGCUGCGUGCUACCGAACCUUGGGCCAAGCUACUACUGCACUCCCAUCUCUACAGAGUUCUCCUCAUCUAGGCAAACUGGCGCUGCGGAGGGUUUCGCGAUCGGCCUACGCCGGCGUACUUUUACCCCACAUGGGCAACAACAACCCCUCAUUGUCUCGGUUGUCAUUGAUAUCUAGACAUAUAGGCUCUCAACCCCAUCAACUGUCUGCGAACUAUGCACAAUCUUUCUCACAGAUACAGAAUCGCCGCCUUUCCACAUCACAGUCUAUCAAUAUGUCUUCUCAGCCAGAACACCCCGCACUCCUGAUCCCAGGUCCCAUCGAGUUUGAUGAUGCCGUCCUUCAGUCGAUGAGCCACUUCAGCGAAUCGCAUGUUGGACCAGGCUUUGUCUCGACCUUUGGCGACACCAUCUCGAUGCUGCGCAAGCUGUUCCAAACUACCGAUUCUUCUGCGCAGCCAUUCGUCAUCUCGGGAUCUGGAACCUUGGGUUGGGAUCUGGUGGCUGCCAACCUCGUCGAGCCCGGAGAGGAUGUUCUAGUCCUCAGCACCGGAUACUUCGGAGACGGCUUCGCCGACUGCUUCAAGACAUACGGCGCAAACGUUGAUCAGCUCACUGGCCCCAUCGGCGGACGGCCACAGCUGUCGGAAAUCGAGAAGGCCCUCAAGAGCAAAAGGUAUAAGCUUGUCACGGUGACACAUGUCGAUACUUCGACUGGCGUGCUGAGCGAGCUGGAGAAGUUGUCGGAAACAGUCAAGAGCGUGUCACCCGACACGCUGCUUAUUGUUGAUGGCGUUUGCAGUGUGGCUUGUGAGGAAAUCGCCUUCGACGCGUGGAAGUUGGACGGUGUCGUAACGGCUAGCCAGAAGGCCAUUGGAUGUCCUGCCGGUCUGUCGAUAUCCAUGUUUAGUGGGAAGGCGAUCGAGGCUUUCAAGGCGCGAAAGACUCCUCCAGGCUCGUAUUUCGCCUCGAUGAAGAACUGGAUGCCCAUCAUGCAGAACUACGAAGCCAAAAAGCCAUCGUACUUUGCGACACCAUCACCGCAGUUGAUCCACGCUUUGCACACGGCAUUGACCCAGAUCUUGGCGAAACCCAUCGCCGAGAGGUUCGCGAAGCAUAGGGAGAUUUCGGACAAGAUCAAGAAGGCUGUCAGUGACCUUGGCUUAAAGCAGGUGGCGGAGAAGCUCGAGGACCAAGCACAUGGUAUGACGGCCGUCUACCUGCCCGAGACGGUGAAAGCAACCGACUUACUGCCCAAACUGGCCAAGAGCGGUGUCAUAUUUGCCGGUGGUAUCCACAAAGCAAUUGCGCCCAAAUACGUGCGCUUUGGACAUAUGGGCGUCAGUGUGACGGAUCCCGCACGAAACGAUAUUGACAAGGCGAUUAAGGCACUGACGGCCGGGCUGGCUGACUGUGGAUACCAAAAGGCUUGAAAACGCUUGGAAUUAAUGGACAAACGUAGAAUCGAAAACCUGCGGGCUGGGAUGACUACACUAUAUAGAACGGCAAGGAGACAUAAAGUAGGAAAGACAAGCUUUAGUUCUGAGACUGAAUACAUCUGAAUAACACAGCAUGAGCCGUUAGUAGAAACCUAAAGUGCGACAUACCCAGCAGGAC